ACUUGAAACUUCUAACGUCAUAUAACAGUUGCCAAUCCGAAACAAUAUCGAGCAGGAUAUAUAGAUCUGUAACACAGACUGUAAUAUGGAAAUGACUGAAAAUGGAUAGCAUGGCAGAAAUAGUAACUUAAUUCAAGUUUUUGUAUUUUCGGAAUCAUAUUAUGCAUGGGCAUUUCUUUCAAGACAAAAUAAAAAUCAAAGUUCAUCAGACUACGUCUAACACACUGACAUAAGACAAUGCAUUUACAAAAUCAAGACUUCCAACCAGAUAUGGCUGGCGAGUUGCUGCAUCGUCAAAAGAGAGACUUAUCAUGGGACGAUGUGGAGGACUUUUAUGCAGACAAAAACAAUUUUGCUAUGUACUUAGUCUUACCAAUAAUUGUGAUAGUUUAUGGAGGAUGCGCAGUAAUAUAUUGCAUAGCUAGAUGCCGAAGAUAUCUACGUCGUAAGAAAAAGAAGUCCCUUCCACAACAGGAGUUUGCUAAUGAACCUAUAGAGGAACCAAGAACAUCAGUACCUGUGGUUAAUCUUCGGCAGGACGGCGGAGCCACAAAUCGAGAAGGAGCCUCCUCAUCUUCAGAGGUACGCGUGUCUAUGGAACGUGACAGCGAAACUCCAUUGCCCUGGCAGGUUCCAGGAGCGGGCGCCACAGCAGCUGUAAUACAUGAAAAGAAAGCACAUGAUAACAGAGGGUAUGAGAGAGAUUUCGACGAAAAGUCAAGACCACCACCAAGCUAUGAUGAAACAUACAAACCACCUAUACGGCCAAUGUCAAAACCACCACCUUAUGAAGAAAAGGGAAUCAGGCAACGUCGCGGUUCCGUUGAGGAAAUAAUCACACUUGAGGCACCUGUGAUGCAACAUGGGGACUUUAACGACAGAAAACGACGAAGGCCGGGAUCACGACCGGCAUCUCGGCAGUCUGAAAACUCGCAACUUCAAAAGGUUGAUGAAUAUGAUGUAGAAAGAGAGAAAGCCCGACAACUUGUGCGUGGGGAUCGUCCAAGGCGGGAACCAUUACCGGAGAAGGUGGAUCGACAGAGGACUCCGGACAUUAUAUCACACGCGAGGACCGAACCACUAAAACCACAAUAUAAACCAACACAACAUGAUCCGAAAGCAGAGGCAACUUUAAUGGCCAGACAAGCAGCACAGUUGCUUAGGUUAGAUCACAUGGGGAGACAAGCAGGGAAGAAACAAAAACGUCUAGUGUUUGUGGCAGAAUAGCGAAGAGCACUCAUAUUCUAUACUGCUGAUUAUUACUUGAUAAUUUGACUGAUAAUGUUAAGAUAGGAAAGAAAAGCUUGGGAAUAUUGAUAUCUACGAAGAUUGAAGAUGUGUCUGUGAUACGUUUGGUUUAAUUAUUAUUUAGAUAAAUUUUCUUGAUUGUAAAGAUUCAUUAUUGACGUGAAAUAUUUAAAACCCAAAAAGCGCAAUAUGUUAUAUAUAAUCUUAUUUAUGGAAACCUUGUAAUGGCACCUGUUUAUGGAAACCUUGUUGUUAAUUAUAUUUCAUUGAUUUAUGGUGGAAAAAGUAAUUGGAUUAAGUGUUGAAUGGUCCCUUUCAAUGAAAUACAUGUACAUUUUGUACAAAAUGUACUUUUGUUGCUUCACGAAUACCUGCAAAUAUAACAUUGAAUAAGAGUCGAGUGUUUCCAUCUAAUGAACUUAUGACGGUGCCACACCAGUAAAAUGCAUCGAAUAUAGACAGUGUAUCGAAUUGAUUAUAUUUAUUUAUCUCAGACAAAAUUUGCAAAACAUUAUUAUGCAGUCAAGAAGGUAAAAAAACAUCUAAUGUACAUUGUCGUUUGAAAUAAUUAAUUUUAUCAAACUGAAGGAAAACCUGCAAAUAGUAUCACGCCGUCAAGAAGAAACUGCAAAUAUAAUAAUGCCGUGAAAAAAGUAAAAAGGUAUAUAAUAUACACUGGUUCUUUUCAACGAUUUUUUUUGUUUACAUGAAACAAAAAUGGACAGUAAUAAGGCGUCACAAAAGAUUGAAUUAUCUGAUAAAGGCUGUUUUUUCUAUUUAUAUGAAAGAAAAUCAUGUUGACAGCGCCAAAAGAAUAACGUUUAAAGCGAAGACGAAGAAACAAACGUACUAAGUGUAAUACAAGAUCUAAUUUAUUCCACCAAGUGCUGCAAUGUUAUUUGAAUCUAUGACAUAUCAUCAUGGUACGGUACAGUUCCUUCUCUAGCAGGUAACCACGGCAGACCGCUGGUGUGCGAGAUUGUACAGGACACUCUAAAUCAAGCACAACGCAAGUAAUUAUUGCCUUUACUGAAAACAUGCUAAUGGAAAACAAUCGAACAAACUACUAUCUGACAUGGAAAAAAUACCUUGUAAUAGAUCAAGGUGAAAUAAAUCAUUUUUCAAUUAGAUUUUUUAUGGAACGUUAGGCGUUUAUGCAGGGCGUUUAAAGUGAAGCUAAAGAGUCAAUUUCAGUGUUUAACAACUCUUGUGAUCUAUUUUAUAUCGAUUCUAGAAUUAUAAAACAUCAUUUUUAUUGACCGGGCAGAAGCUUGUAAUCAUGUCAUAUUGUGCUAUUUAAGUAUGUAAAUAAUGAAACAAUAGUAUGUUUGUUUGGUAUUUAAACAGUUGAAUCAAUCAUAUUUCUACAAACUUUGGACUUUUAAAUUUAAAAUACCAGCAAAUCAAUUGCUUUUGUAUGUGUGGUAAUUAGAAUUCCUAUUGGUUUUCAUUAUAUUAGAUAUAAAUGCUGUGUAUUUGUUUUAUCAUUUGCCCAAGGAUCUAUCUGUAGAUUAGAAUUGUAUUCAAGUUUUGACACUUUUAUAUGAACCAGACACUGUUGUUAACAUCAACUGAUGUAUCAAUAUAUGCUUUGAUAGAUAUAUCUUGUGUUUCAAAUCAUAUUCAGUUUUAUAUGGUUGCUGUUAUAUAUUAUAUUUUAAAAGAUAUAUCUGAUGUUUUCAUUGUUGAAAUUAUUAGAUGUUUUAAUUUAUAUAAUUUGUGAUUUUAUUGUAAUAUUACAAUAAAAUCACUAAUUAUAUAUAUUAAAACAUC
Mercenaria mercenaria is the source of this 3021-nucleotide messenger RNA. RefSeq lists its product as uncharacterized. The coding region runs from base 238 to 1227 and encodes 329 amino acids. NCBI's taxonomy places the organism in Eukaryota, Metazoa, Mollusca, Bivalvia, Venerida, Veneridae. The transcript has 2 exons. The record is from RefSeq and is a predicted model, not a curated record.